Messenger RNA from Suillus subaureus, 1195 nucleotides. Its product is annotated as NADP-dependent mannitol dehydrogenase. The record is from RefSeq and is a predicted model, not a curated record. Gene Ontology annotation, cellular component: intracellular anatomical structure. NCBI's taxonomy places the organism in Eukaryota, Fungi, Basidiomycota, Agaricomycetes, Boletales, Suillaceae. The transcript is spliced from 10 exons. The coding region runs from base 354 to 1145 and encodes 263 amino acids. Gene Ontology annotation, molecular function: oxidoreductase activity, acting on NAD(P)H, oxygen as acceptor.
CAUGACACGGCCAGCUUAAUCUCUACAACAGUGCGGAUUCUCUUAAUCGGCGGCCUCACGCUUUCGGGUGACAGACUAUUUAGCCACUGUUCUGCACAAGCGAAAAUAUUUGUGUGGCUGCAUUGAAAGGGGCCAAUUGCCCUGCGCCCCAAGCGUUUAAAAAUUCAAAGAAGGGACGUUCUUGGCUUGGCCAAUACAGUACUGACUAUUGAAUUCAAAGAGGGGACAGUUAUGACGUCUUCGAACCACGACAGUUUAUAUACCGCUUGCCUCGAGUCUCCUCUCUAGUCUUCCCCGACUGCUCAACAACCAUCUACACUCGCACUCAAAGCAUAUCCACCACAAAACUCACCAUGUCUUCACCUUUGACUAUCGACUUUUCGGGAAAAUGCACCAUUGUCACUGGGGGUAACCGCGGAAUUGGCCUCGGGUAUAGCCGCGCUCUCGCUAGGGCUGGUUCCCGAGUGGCAAUCGUCUACAGGAGUAACCCAGAUGCCCCUAAAGUCGCUAAAGAGCUUCAAGAGCAAUAUAAAGUCAAAGUCCAGGCUUAUAAGUGUGACGUCACCAACGCUGAGCAAACAGUUGAAACUUUUGCUCGCAUUGACAAAGAUCUUGGCCCCGUCUCAGGUCUUGUUGCAAAUGCUGGCGUUUCUGCAGUGAAGCCUGCUUUCGAUCUGACUACGGAGGACUUCAACAAGGUGUACAGCGUUAAUGUUCUCGGCGUGUUCAACAGCGCCGUGGCUGCUGCAAAGCUUUGGAGAGGCAAGGACUUGAGGAACCUUUCGAUCGUGAUCACGUCCUCUAUGAGCUCGCAGAUCAUCAACCAAGCUGCGACAAACGAACCCUUGACGCAGGUCUUCUACAACUCCUCCAAGGCUGCCGUCUCCAACCUCACAAAGGGGCUGGCUGCUGAGUGGGCUCAACACAAAAUCAGAGUGAAUGCAGUGUCUCCCGGCUAUGUGUACACGGAUCAAACCCAUGAUUUGCCCAAAAAAGUCGUAGAGUAUGAAAAGCAACACAUUCCCUUGGGAGAUCUCGCUCGUCCCGAUCAGAUCUCAGGCCAGGCACUUUUUCUCUUGUCUGAGUAUGCCAGUUACAUGACUGGCGGGGAGUAUUUUGUUGACGGUGGCCAGCUUAUCUGGUAAAUUCACUUGUCACCACAAAGGAGUGAUCAAUGACGCGGCUGGGGCUUAAG